Messenger RNA from Sclerotinia trifoliorum, 888 nucleotides. The record is from the annotation of a GenBank genome assembly. Lineage: Eukaryota; Fungi; Ascomycota; Leotiomycetes; Helotiales; Sclerotiniaceae.
UCAUCAUCAUACAUUCAAUAAAAUCACAUCCCCACACCCACCUUCCAUUUCACAUACCUCACCCUAUACUCACUCACUCCAGCAUUAAUAAUUCAAGUAAAAUCCAAGCAAAAUGCGCAUCCCCCCAUUACAAUCCCGCAUCCCCAUCCCCAUCCAUAACCUCACCCAUAAGGUUACAACCCGUGAAUAUUCAUCCGGAUCCCUCAAACCACGACGACAGAGUAAACUCGGUCCAACCGUAUCACUAGAUCACGUAUGUUCAAUUCUCAUUCUUAUAUAUAUUUAUAUAUAUAUAGAAAUAAAAAAUAGAUAGUUAAUGCAAAAAGUAUUAGUUUCUUCAACGAUCAAAAGCUCUUUCACUCUAUAGACGUAUCCUGCGCGAUUGUCGACGGAUUCCGGAUGUGAAAUCGAGGGAUGAGAUGAGGAGGUUUGUGAGGGAUGAUUUUGAGAGACAUAGGAAUGUUACGGAUUUGGUGGGUUUUGGUUUCUUAUUUUUCUUAUUUUUUGGGAGAUGGGGGAGGGAAAGAGGCCUUUUGUUAAGUUGAGGUUGGAUUGAGAUGGGUUGAGAUGUAUGGUUUGAUUUAAGGGGCAUGAAAAGCUAAUCGAUGAAUUGGGGUGUAGUCGCAAAUUAAGUAUUUGAUUGGGACGGGAAAAACGCAGUGGGAGGGGAUGGAGAGGUAUAUUACUGGGAUAUGAUGUAAAAAGAUAAAAGAAGAGAAGGGGAAGAGGUUCCCUAACGGUGUAUAGGUUAGAAGAGGAGGAUGGUUUGUACAUGUAUGCAUUAGUGUGGAGCGGGUAUGGCGUUUGGGGUUUGGGAAAAUAUGUUAUUGUUCGUAUAUGGAGUGGGUAAAAUCCCAUAUCAUGGAUGCGCAGGAGCAUGUAGGAGUG